GACCAGAGAGAGAGAGACGAGAGAGAGACACGAGAGAGAGAGAGCGAGACCCAGAGAGAGCGAGACGAGAGAGAGAGACGAGAGAGAGACGAGGCCCCUCUUUCCCCCUUCCUCUGGCCGACCGCGCAAGGCAGCCGGAGCGCCCUCGCCCCGACUCAGGAACCCGGCAGAGGAACCCGGCAGAGGAACCCGAACCCGGCAGAGGAACCCGGUAGAGGAACCCGGCAGAGGAACCCGAACCCGGCAGAGGAACCCGGCAGAGGAACCCGGCGCCGCAGCGAUGGGCAACAAGCAGGCGACGGCGGUCAAGAAGGAGGGCGCCACCCCCAACGGCACGGACGCGCCGGAGGAGGGAGCCGGCACGGUCGGCGACGAGGGCCGAUGCUCCGAGCCCUCGCUCGGCCAGGGCAAGGGCCAGGGCAGCGCCGACGGAGGCGGGGAAGUACGGCCCGAGGCCGGCGGCUCGGACGCGAUCGUCGCCGGCACCCAGGAGCUCGCCCGGGCCGUGCUGAGCGGCGACAAGGACGGCCCCGCCGCCCUGGGUCAAGGUGCGGAGGUCACGAAGGUCGCGAAGGUCACGAAGGACGCGGCCGCGUGCAUCCAGCAGGUGGAGGCGGCCGUGGCGGCGUUGAUCCCGGCGGGCGCCGUUGAGGCCGCCGAUCAAUUCGCCGCGGAGAGGUCGGCCGUCCGUGAGGAGGGGGAGGAGGAUCAAGGAGGUGACGAGGGGAAGGAGGAGGAGGAGGUGGUGGUCGAAGAGGAGGAAUUUAAGGAGGAGGAGGUGGUGGAGGAGAAGGAGGAGGAGGUUGAUGAUGAGAAGGAACGACACUUGGAGAAAGUUUACAACGUGCACCGCACAGAGGAGGAUGAUGAGGAAGAUGCGCAGGUGGUGCCCCCCUUCGCCACCGCCGGCGCCGCUGCCGCCGCCGUCGCGAGCGCGGCUUUGAGCAAAGCGUCGCCCGUGAUGGCGCAGACCCCGGUGACGUUGAUCAGGGCCCACCUCCUGGAGCCGGCGAUCAACGUCAAGGACGGCGCGACGCCGACCAGCGAUGAGACGAGCGACGCCGCCGAGCUGGAGACGCCGGACUCGGGCGAGGGUCUGGAGGGGGUCAAUGAAGAGGUGAAGGAGGUGGAGAAGACGCGGAAGGUUGGGGAGGUUCCGGUUGUGCGCUCGACCCGUGACGACGACGACGAUGAUGAUGGUGAUGCUGUCAGCAACGUUGAUGCUGGGGAGGAGGAGGAGGUGAUGGAGGUGGCGUACGUGGUGAUGGAGAAGGAGGAGGAGGAGACCGAGGAGGAGGAGGAGGAAGAGCUACCGCAGCAGCUGAAGCAGAAUAAGAUGGCGGAGGUGGUGGUAGGGGCCGAUGUGGAGAGCUCACCAUUCCGUGCGGGAGGAGAAGAUCUUCACGGAGACCUGCUGGACGCGGUACUGCGCGGCCAGGAGUUCAGCACUCAGAUCCAGCCGCACAUUUAAAUCUGCGUUCUCACACCGGGGAGGGUGAGGGGUGGGAGCGGGGUGGGUGAGGGUCAAGGUGGUGGUAAUUUCCCUUCUGAAAUUAGUGACGAUAGAAAUACCCGUGAACAAAGUGCGUUGACUUUUUUUUUACUUUCGUCAGAGGCGACCGUGAGCAGACGACAAUCACCAAUCGUUAAACGCCGUCGACGAAAGGGAAUCUUUUUAGUCUUGACGGUACAGCCGCCCUGGCUGAAUUUUCUGACGUACGAUAGUUUCCGGAACGCUGCUCGGCUGGCUUGGGGUCAACAUCAUUGGCAUAAGGCACUACCACUAGAGAGCCCUCGGCCACAUCCAUCGAUAUCUCUAAAUCAGCGCAAUCCUGUAACAAAACAAACAGAAUCACGUGACUUUCAGAGUGGCCAAACCCCACUGUGAGCCCCUCCCCUCUCCCCGUCUACUGUGAAAACAGACACCGCUCCUCGAGGCCCUGACGCAGCAGCUUCAUCCUCUUCUCUCUCCUCGUCCUUCCUCGCUCUGUGCUCCCGCUUCUCCGUUCAUCUCCCAUCCUCUCACAUUUACCAAUUCUCCCUUCCCUCCGCCGCCCCGUGUCCUUUUCCCGUGCAUCGCAUCCUUGCCUCUCUACUCCCCCUUCCCCCGUGGCGUAGCCAAUGGGCGAUAGUAGCAAUCUUAUCUCGUCGUUUUCCUGUACCCCUUAACCCCCCCCCCCUGUAAGCAGGGGGGGUGGGGGCGGGGGGGUUAGGUUGAAACCAAGCGAGAUGGACGCUUCAUCAUCCGGCUGAGAUGAGCGCACGAAACACUGCAAAGUCCCAGGGUGUAACUGGUGGUGGUCUUUAUUUUGUAUUGGAGCCUCUGUCGAGUUCCCAAGAACUCCUUUCCAGUUCUUGAGACAGGAGGGUGCUGCUUGGGCCAUGGGGGGAGGGGGGCUCAGAUGAUUGAGCGAUCGCUGUGCACGUUGCGGCCACGUGCUCUUCAACGCCCUGUGCAUCCGAUGCAACGGGGUUUCACGUGACUGAGAUGCCCCCCCCCCACUCCCCACCACACUCCAGCCACUAGAAGCCGCUUACAUCCACGACAUGGAAUCAGUAAGAUGUGAUUGAAUCGCGACAGUUAAUGCGAUCACAAGGGUUAUGAAAUCUCAACAUCCCUACUACUGAUACGCACACAAAGACGUCCCGCAUAGCUUGUAACAGACUGUUGCGGCAAGUGCUGUUAGCGAGCACCUAUUAAGGCCAGUACGGUACAUGAGAGGGUGGGUGGCCAGAACCACGUCCGACCACCUUUGUCUCCCCAGUGGCGAUGU
Messenger RNA from Petromyzon marinus (sea lamprey), 2774 nucleotides. RefSeq lists its product as uncharacterized. Lineage: Eukaryota; Metazoa; Chordata; Hyperoartia; Petromyzontiformes; Petromyzontidae. The record is from RefSeq and is a predicted model, not a curated record.